GUGCAACACAUUAUUAGACAAUGGCAAAAUUAGCAAAAUUUGUUAUUAAAAAAUGCCUGCAGCCGCAACGACAACACUUGGCCAUCUCCAGAUCCAUAUACAAUAGUUUUGGCAGUGGAAGCAGCCAAGGUGCCACCAAUGGAGCCAGAUAUGCCAGCCGCCGAGCGAGGCAACUAUUUGUUGUUGUUGGCGGCAGUGCUAUUUCGUUGGCCGCACUUAUCCUAAUGCGUAGCUUCAGUAACAGAGCGGAAGCGCUGAGUCUCAAGAAACGCAUGGCGAAGCAGGAGAUGGAUAUUGAGAAUAUCAAGUUAACAGCGCGCGAAAGGCGUUUCAUCAAAUUCGCAUCUGUGGAAUUUGGAGAUCAGCUCUAUAUGACGCCGCAGGACUUUCUAGACUCUGUGGUGGAACAGGAACCCAGACCGCGUCUUAAGCGUCGCGUGCUCAACAACGAGGAGGUUGAGAAAUAUAAAGAACAAACACCAGCACUGAAGAAGGGCUCGACGCGCCUAUUCCGAAAUCUGCGAGAUAAGGGCAUAAUUUCCUACACAGAGUAUCUGUUUCUGCUCUCUAUUUUGACAAAACCCAGAUCAGGUUUUCGUAUUGCUUUCAACAUGUUCGACACCGAUGGCAAUCAGCGAGUGGACAGAGAUGAGUUUUUAGUUAUAAUCUCCAUAUUGGCCGGCGCCUAUAAAGAGAUGGAAAACAUUGAUGAAAAAACUCGCAAAGUUCUUAAUCGUUUAGUUUCACUUGAAGAGCGAAUUCAUUUAAGUCGCACAACCGCAAAGCCGUCAAAAGGUCUAAUGGAGCGCAUUUUCAGCGGAGCUUGGAAAGAGAAACACGGUGAACAGGAAGCGGAAGUAGAAAGUGAGAACAACGAUAACACGGAGAGCCACUAUGUGGACGACAAGGAGGGUCUGCAGCGACGCCAAUCCGUGGCUACCACCUUGCAGCUGCAUUUCUUUGGAAAACGUGGCACUGGCGUCAUAAACUACGAUAACUUCUAUCGCUUUAUGGAUAACUUGCAAACGGAAGUGCUCGAACUGGAGUUCCACGAAUUCUCCAAAGGCAACAGUGUGAUUAGUGAACUGGAUUUUGCGAAAAUCCUGCUACGCUACACCUAUCUGGCCACCGACGAGUACGAUGUCUUCCUGGAGCGUCUUUUGAGUCGCAUUAAGGACGACAAGGGCAUUUCGUUUAAUGAUUUCCGCGAUUUCUGUCACUUCCUUAACAAUCUAGAUGAUUUCACAAUCGCCAUGCGCAUGUAUACAUUAGCCGAUCGCGCCAUAUCGAAGGAUGAAUUCUCACGCGCUGUCAAAAUCUGCACAGGCUAUAAUCUCAGUCCGCAUUUAAUAGAGACUGUCUUUGCCAUUUUCGAUGAGGAUGGCGAUGGACUGUUGUCGUACAAGGAGUUCAUUGCCAUUAUGAAGGAUCGCCUGCAUCGCGGCUUCAAACAAGAUGCUUUGAUCAUAGAACAGCGCAAGUUAGCGCCAACAGCUAAGCCCAAAUCUGCUGACGAGUCUGUGGCAAAGGCCGAAGGUUGGGAUGCUUUCAAGUUCUGUGUGCGCCAGGAAAUGAAAUCGGUGAGGAAGAGUGCGAACUAUUAAAGACACGACCCGUAGAUGAGCUGCAACGCAAGAAAACACAAAGAAAGAAAGCAACAAACAACGCCAAAGUCGAAACAAAAACAAGCAACCUUUUUCGAAAUCUCUAGUAUAAAAUCUUCUUAUUUCUUCUAAAGAAAACAAAAUGAACAAAAAAUCUCGCUAUUUAUUUAUUUAUUGUUAAAUUCUAAAAUUGUUUUUAUGCCAAAUUAAAAUUCGUUGUACGUAUUAAA
Molecule: messenger RNA, 1834 nt
Organism: Scaptodrosophila lebanonensis
Lineage: Eukaryota; Metazoa; Arthropoda; Insecta; Diptera; Drosophilidae
Gene: MICU3
Product: calcium uptake protein 3, mitochondrial
Exons: 12
Coding region: 21-1604 (527 amino acids)
Biological process (GO): calcium import into the mitochondrion; mitochondrial calcium ion homeostasis
Cellular component (GO): uniplex complex
Molecular function (GO): calcium ion binding
Source: RefSeq, a predicted model, not a curated record